CAAAGUAUAAAUCAGUGAGGAACUGGGUGUGUUCUUCUGCGUUCAGAUUUUUCGUGUGCUAAUUUUCUGUUUCGAUUUAUACCAUCUUCUGUUUCCUGUGCAUCACUUCUUUGGAGUUAUGUCUGUACCAGCCAUGGAUUCUUUUAAGACUGUCCUGCGGUUCCUCACCAACCAGAAGAGUACUAUUGGCUAUAGCUUCAUGGCCCUUCUGACCAUAGGCAGUGAAAGAAUUUUCUCCAUGGUGUCUUUCCAGUGUCCAUGCAACCAUGAUCAGAAUUUUGCCUAUGUAACUUUUCUGCUCAGCCCGGCCAUCGUCCUGCUAGCCCUGGGACUCUUUAUUAGUACACGUCUUUGGCGGUUGUGUACUGGCUGCUGUCUCAACCCAUUCAAACUAUGCCCCAGGGGUAAUUGUCUAGGUUGCGUGACAGCGCUUACAAAAAUACUAAGUACUGCUUGUAUUGCCCCUAUAAUGUGGCUUUGUGUAGCACUGCUCAAUGGAACUUUUUAUGAGUGUGCUGUCAGUGGCUUGGACGAAAAUGUGGUGGUGGACCUUUUCUGCAAAAACAAGACAUCUGCAUGCCGAGAAGAGCUAGCGCGAGUGCCUUGCGGGAAGACUCGGCUCUCUCAGGAUGAGAACAAAGAACUGCUGCUAAUGCUACGAGCUCAGUCACAGAUCCUCGGCUGGUCCAUAAUCAUCAUCGCGGCAGUAGCGACACUGAUCGGGACAUGCUACAAGAACUGUCGCUCUCAGGUGAGCUAUCUGCAGUUAACUUUCUGGAAGAUCUACAUGGUGAAAGAGCAGGAAAAACUUGAGACUUUCGCAGAAGAGUACGCCACCAAACUGGCAGAAAGGAACCUCAAGAGCUUCUUUGACAACAAGCAUCCUGAAGAGUUUCCCUUUCCGAACCACAAGGCCUGGGAGGAGAUCUCUGCUACGUACACUUUUACCCAAAGUGAACAGUACUACAGCACCCUACAGAGAUACGUGGAGCGUGCAGACCGGGACUUCACCCCUGAGGAGCGUCCUGUUCUAGAUAGCGUAGAUGGUAUAGAGAUGAAAUAGAUGCACAAAGCUCUUGGUUAAAAAAAUAUGACCAAUGCUAUAACCAUGAAGUCAUGUAUACUGUAUUUCAAUAUAGUGUUAGAGUUUGUUUUGUUGGUUACUUCCUGUGUUUAACAAUCCAACUUAAAGGUUUUCUGUUGUUUUGUAAAUUAAGGAACUGAAUAUUUUAAAUGAGGAAACGUAUCAGUAAUAUAUACUAUUUUUUAGACCUCAGGUCAUAAAGAGAUACUGACCGUAAUCUGCGCCCAAUUUUUUUCUUUGUUUCCGCAAUAGAAUUUACUUUCAUGUCUUUAUUUCAGUGGCACUUGAGUAUGUUGGUUUAUAGUUUGGUUUUGUAUAGAAAAAAGAAGUGAAACCAGUUCUCAAGGCAACGUUUGCUACCUGUGGCUUUUCACAUUGCCAAACAUUUGCCUCAAUCUUUUUGUAAAUUAGGGAGUGCGACAUGAUGUAAAAAGCUGUUACUCAGUAGAAUUUUAAAAUCAAUUCCAUAUAUUGUUUACGAUAAGGUGACAUUGCUCUUAUGGCCUUUAACACAAUGUAGAACAUGUAAACCGCUUUGCUUGCUUACUUCGCUGCUUUUAAGUUGGUGACAAACAGGAAACCCACAUUCUGAAUACACAUCAUCAAACAUUAGUAAAGAGACUUUGUUUUUUGGGGGGGGGUGUAUUUUCCUUUAUUGGACAGACAGUAAUUGUAGAGAGGACAGGAGGGGAAGUGGAUGAGAGAGAGUGGGUGGGGUCGGAGGACCACGAGCCGGGAUUCCAAGUCGGGUCGCCCAGGACACACCGGCACCAUUUGUCAGAGCACAAACCACUCGACCAUCGAACAAAGAUUUUUUUAAAGCCUAUAUGUAAGAAGCAAACACUGUCUGUAAAUGUAAAUGUCACAUACAAUUUUUUCAUUCAUGUACUGUUUUGUAUUUUGUACCAAUAUCAUAUUUAUUUAUCUCUUUUAUCUCUUUAGUAUAUUUUGUAUUAUACUUACCAUUUGUAUAUUUGCUAUUACUGUAAUGUAUGCUUUUUUCUAUAUCAAUAAAUUAUGGAUCACAUUCCUUAGCUAAACACAUAACAUCAGGAUGACACUGUACCUU
Triplophysa dalaica is the source of this 2153-nucleotide messenger RNA. RefSeq names its product calcium homeostasis modulator protein 5-like. Gene Ontology annotation, molecular function: monoatomic cation channel activity. The record is from RefSeq and is a predicted model, not a curated record. NCBI's taxonomy places the organism in Eukaryota, Metazoa, Chordata, Actinopteri, Cypriniformes, Nemacheilidae.